Salvia splendens (bonfire salvia) is the source of this 1149-nucleotide messenger RNA. Its product is annotated as peroxisome biogenesis protein 22. The coding region runs from base 218 to 1024 and encodes 268 amino acids. Lineage: Eukaryota; Viridiplantae; Streptophyta; Magnoliopsida; Lamiales; Lamiaceae. The record is from RefSeq and is a predicted model, not a curated record. Gene Ontology annotation, biological process: peroxisome organization. The transcript is spliced from 8 exons.
UUUGUAUAAAGCAGAAAAAUUCAAAAGCCCCUUCUUCCUAUCGCUUUCUUGCUCUUUCUUUGCCGAUCUAUGUAUAAAUUCGUUGUUUAUUUUUCCCAGUCUACUGUGAAUAGCUUAAGCUUCAGCUCCCCCAAUUUCACUUUCCGAAUAAAAACAAAUUAAAACAUAAAAUAAAAUUACCAUCAAUUCAAUUCAUCCAUUGUUUCUGCAAAUUCCGAUGGCUGAAAAUUCAAAGGAAGAUUUUCUGCAGUUGGUCAAGCGAGUCGGGGCCUUUUUCACCGUCAAGAUUUCGAAUUUACUCCGACGCCUGGAUUCACGAUCUUUUGGGGCUGUAGCAGGGCUGGCAUUGGCAAUAAUAUUUACUUGGAGGCUAUUAAGAGCACCUAGAGGGCCACAACGAAGGCAACCUAAAAGACAGGCAUCAUCAGCUAGUAGCUCUGAUGUUAAUAGUCGUGCUAGUGAAAAUGCAGGCUCGUCGUCUGAGGUUUUCACCCCUCCAGAAGAUCCCACUACCCAAAAUGUUAUUGAUGAGUUCUUUCAGCCUGUGAAGCCAACUCUCAGCCAAAUAGUGAGGCAAAGGCUGAGUGAAGGAAGAAAGGUUACAUGUCGCUUGCUUGGUGUAAUCCUCGAAGAAAACAGUCCAGAAGAGCUUCAGAAGCAAGCAAAUGUUCGGUCAUCAGUUCUGGAGGUGCUGCUUGAGAUCACAAAAUUUUGUGAUCUUUAUCUCAUGGAAAGAGUGCUCGAUGACGAAAGCGAAAAGAACGUUCUUCUAGCUUUGGAAAAUGCCGGGGUUUUUACAUCAAGUGGCUUAGUCAAAGAUAAGGUUCUCUUCUGUAGCACUGAGAUUGGACGGACGUCGUUUGUGAGACAACUCGAACCAGAUUGGCAUAUAGACUCGAAUCCUGAAAUCACUACCCAAUUAGCUAGAUUCAUCAAGUCCCAGUUGCAUGUAUCUCCCGAGAAGCUCGAACGACCCGCUGCCAACGUGUUCACGACCCCAUCGUUGGAGCAGUUCUUUGCUUAGUAAAGUUAAACAUAGUUUGUUGCUCAUACAUUUGUUGUUACCUUCGGCUUCUGUACUUUGCUCAUGAAUCGGAUUGUACUGUUCUAGACUAUAUUUACAUACUACUACGACACAAUUGUCAUAUA